AUGACUGAAGACGUUGAAUCACAAAUCGACGAGGAUCAAGUCAUUGAACUUUCUAAAGUCAAUAACAUCACUUACGAUGAUCCACACGAAUGGCCAAAAAGAAAAAAGUAUUUUGUUCUUUCAGUGAUAUCGGUUACUGGAACGAUAGCUCCUUUAACAAGCUCGAUAUUUUUCCCUGUGUUACAAGUAAUAAAAAAAGCAUUUCAUACAACCGACAUGACUGUAAAUUCAUUAGUGUUUGUUUGUGCAUCGAUAUCAUGCGCUGUGUCGCCAAACAUCUGGCUACUUAUUAUUAUGAGAGCAUUGCAGGCGUGUGGAUCAUCGGCAGCAAUGAGUGUUGGAGCCGGAACGCUAAGUGACAUGUACAAAGUCGAAGAACGCGGAACCGCAUAUGGUUUUUUAUUCUUGGGAGUAUUGCUUGGUCCACUUUUGGGCCCACUUCUUGGUGGAUAUAUUGAUAAAUUUUUUGGAUGGAGGUGGAUUUUGUGGUUCCUUGCCAUAUUUGGAACAAUUUUAUUCAUUCUCAUAUGUUUUUUACCAGAAACAUAUAGAGAUACACGCAAGCUGGAAAAAUUAAACAAACGACAAGAACGCGAAAAAAAUAGUGAUAACAAAGUGGAGGAUAAUAAUAGCAAACAACCAGUGACUUGUAUUAUUGAACCCACGAAUACUAGUACUAAUGAAAUAGAAAAACUGAACGACCGUAAUAAGGAAAGAAAAAGCCAAAUUAGUAUUGAUAUUUCCCUUGCUAUAUCUACUGUAUCUACAGAUCCUAUGGCUUCAUCAUCUCCAAUAUCACCUAGUACUACCCUUACCGUUUCACCCCCCACAUCUCCUACUACCCUUGUUUCUUCAAAUCCAACUUCCCCCACCACUCUCUUUAAUCCAAUGUUACCAAUUGGUGCUUCUCCUUCUUCAAUUUCAUCUGUGCCUCAAAUCGAGAAUGGCUCCAACAAGUUUAUAUCUUUCUUACUUUUUCCACUGUCUCCUCUUCUACUUCUCCGCUACCCAAACUUACUGUUAAUAAUAACAAAUAAUUCCGUGAUUGUUGCAACGCUGUAUAUGCAGAACACGCUCGUAUCAGCAACAUUUCAAAAUCGCCAUUAUUUCCUUUCACCCUCUGCAACUGGGCUUGUACUUAUGUCUAGCGCAGCUGGGCUCAUGGUUGGAAAGAUGAGACUAAAGAGUGCGUGGUUUGGUAUCAUCAUCUUACCAUUAUCGUUUACCGCCUAUGGCUGGUGUGUAGAAAACGAGGUGUUUAUUGUAUGGCCUUUGAUUUCUAUGUUUUUUGGAGGAUUGGGCAUCCUUGUAUGUAAUACCUGCACCUCAACAUACUUGGUCGAUGCAUUUCCUGGACAGUCAGCGUCAGUAAUUUCAGUGUACGCGUGUAUCCGAUAUAUAGUUGCUGCUUUAGUGUCUUUCCUGGCUGCUCCAAUGGAAAAUGCGCUUGGUGAUGGAUGGACGUUUACGACGCUAGCGUUUCUCAAUAUUAUUGGAGGCGGUGCGUUGGUACUUACUUAUUACAAGGGUAGAAAAUGGAGAGAAGAUUUAGAAAAGGUAGUUGAUAAAGUUAUAGAAUAG
This is a messenger RNA of Paraglomus occultum, 1581 nucleotides long. The record is from the annotation of a GenBank genome assembly. NCBI's taxonomy places the organism in Eukaryota, Fungi, Glomeromycota, Glomeromycetes, Paraglomerales, Paraglomeraceae.